GGCUGAAUCAUAAUCGUUAGGCUGGUGCUUCACACGAACGCGUCGCGCGGACGUCGGCGGAGAGCGAGCGGCUCCUCGGCGAGAGAGACGUAGCUGGAGACUCCAGACUGCGGCCUGAGGAGCUCUGGUGUCUAAUAAUCCUCCACAGCGCUUUGGACUCUGAGCGGCGUUCUGCUCCUGGAUAUGCUCUGGUCUUGAGAUCUCAUGAAAAGGGCAGUGUACAAGAUGUCUGCGACAAACGAAACCGGGGGCGGAGGACCUCAAAAGAGUGCAAGCAAAGAUCACAAAAAGCCUACAGCGGAGGCGGUGAGGGGAGCCAUUCAGCUUGGCAUCGGCUACACGGUGGGCAAUCUCUCUUCAAAGCCUGACAGAGACGUUCUGAUGCAGGACUUUUAUAUGGUGGAGAGCGUCUUUCUUCCCAGUGAAGGCAGUAACCUGACCCCAGCACAUCACUACCCCGACUUCCGCUUCAAAACCUACGCCCCGGUGGCCUUCCGCUAUUUCCGAGAACUGUUUGGGAUUAAACCAGACGACUAUCUGUAUUCUAUUUGUAAUGAGCCUCUAAUUGAGCUGUCGAACCCCGGGGCGAGCAGCUCCUGGUUCUACCUGACGAGUGACGACGAGUUCAUCAUCAAGACAGUGCAGCACAAAGAGGCCGAGUUUCUGCAGAAGCUGCUUCCUGGGUAUUACAUGAACCUUAACCAGAACCCGAGGACACUCCUGCCCAAGUUCUACGGCCUUUACUGCGUCCAGUGUGGAGGUGUCAAUAUCCGGCUGGUGGUGAUGAACAACGUCUUGCCUCGUUCCAUAAAAAUGCACUACAAAUAUGACCUGAAGGGUUCGACCUACAAGCGGCGAGCUUCACGCAAAGAAAGAGCCAAAUCCUCGCCCACCUUCAAAGACUUAGACUUUCAGGAGAUGCAUUUUGAAGGCCUGCACUUCGACGCAGACACGUACAACGCCCUGAUGAAGACGCUGCAGCGAGACUGCAGGGUUCUGGAGAGCUUUAAGAUCAUGGACUACAGUCUGCUGCUGGGGGUCCAUGUUCUGGAUAAGAAGAUAAGAGAGAGAGGAGGCCGGGGGGACAGCCGGCGGCAGGGAACCCAGAAAGUUCUGUACUCCACAGCCCUGGAGUCCAUUCAGGGAGGAGGCAAACCAGCCGAGCCGAUGCCGGACACUGACGAUGAAACAAUGGGUGGAAUUCCUGCUAAACACAAAGAUGAGAAGUUGCUGAUCUUUUUGGGCAUCAUUGAUAUCCUACAGUCUUACAGAUUCAUCAAAAAGGUCGAGCACUCAUGGAAAGCCCUUGUACAUGAUGGCGACACUGUGUCGGUCCACAGGCCGAACUUCUAUGCUGACAGGUUCUUGAAGUUUAUGGGAGGAACUGUAUUUAAAAAGAUCAAUCCUCUUCGAGGUGCUUCCUCUCGGAGGAAAAGAAGCUCAAUCCAGCCCAUCAGGUCUGUAUCACAGGAGGUGCUCUCAACUGUUAAAGAGGAGACAAACGAGGACAGGAAAGCACAAAGCAUGGAAAACCUAGACGAUGCAGGUUCAGGCUCCUGUCAGAAACCUGAUCUCAUUCCAAGCUCCUCCAACCUGAACGUGACCAUUUCAGCUGGUACCAUGUCCUCCAACUCCUCUUUAGACGACCUUAAGCUUGAGCAGGACAUGGAUAUAGAUGACAGUGGUCAUCGUCGAACCUCCAGCUCGACCCUGGCUCUAGACGACAGCGCCCAACCAGUGUCCCCUCAGAGCAGCACCCCUGAUUCAGAGCUGGAUGUGUACUUGGAUGAAACGCACAACUAACAGCCUUGCGUCACACAGUUGAUGCGUGAAGAUUGCUGAACCAGACCUGCUAGCUGAAAUGAAAAUGUCUACAAGAAGAUCAAGCACAAAAUGGACAUACAAUCUGUUAGCCAUAUUCCUUCAAAGAGCACAUACUCCAGCCAAAAAUGCUGCUAUAGAUGCUAAAAGCAUUGGAAGCUGGUAUGCAGUUAGCACAGUUAGCGUUGACCGAAUGAGUUCAUGCUUGAUGCUAGCUUUUGUAUCUUUAUGUUUUAGCCAUGUUAGCUUAGCAUUUUUGUGUGAAGUAUGUGUUUUAGUCAGAGCUCUCUGACAGGGUCAAUGCUGGCUGUUGGCCAGCUGUCUCAGAGGGUCACUGACUUUAAUAUUGCACAUUAUAAAUGAAGUCCCUUGCUACUUAUUGCUGCUAAUGAAGAAAAGGCUGAGACAUGCCUUGAGUUAAAAAUGGCAGACUGAUUUAUCUACCACACUGUAGAGAUAGAUGUACAGCUUUCUACUGUUUUGUACGUCUGUGUCCGUUCUGGGGACCCCACUACACUGCCAAAUUUGGAAUUUAUACUGUUAUUAUUAUUAUUAUUAUUAUUAUUUCUGUUCCUAAACACAUCACAUGUCUCUCAGGGAGAGAGACAAAAGAGCUAAAUCACAGGUGAUGCAGCAGACAAAACUGAAAACUGGGUCUGAAGGACAUUUCUAUGAAGUCUGAAGGUCUGUUUUAUACAUUCAGAGGUUUGCUAUGAACGCAAUAUAUUUCAGAACAGGUCACAUUGGUACUAUUGUUGAUUAUUUCUGAGAAGUGUCUUAGAAAUAGGUUAAGAUCUAAAUGUCUUAGUGCCAAAUAAAAAAAAUGCUUCAAUCAUUUGAUGAUAAUUGUUGAAAUUUGAUCUUAAAGCACAAAUCAACCGUUAAUAAUGUGGAAAGUGGUUUUCCACACUAAAAGAUUCUUGUGGGUCCUAUAUGAAAUAUUUCAUAUCUUCACAAAAUGUAUAAUAUUAAGUAAUAUAUUUUAAGUGUUUUUUGUGUAUUUAUAGAAAAGUGUAUGAUAGUUAUUGUGCUAUUAAAAGCUCCA
Molecule: messenger RNA, 2866 nt
Organism: Astyanax mexicanus (Mexican tetra)
Lineage: Eukaryota; Metazoa; Chordata; Actinopteri; Characiformes; Acestrorhamphidae
Gene: pip5k1ba
Product: phosphatidylinositol-4-phosphate 5-kinase, type I, beta a
Exons: 16
Coding region: 205-1803 (532 amino acids)
Biological process (GO): phosphatidylinositol metabolic process
Molecular function (GO): phosphatidylinositol kinase activity
Source: RefSeq, a predicted model, not a curated record